AACUGGGCAGGAGAGGAAACGAAGAGCAGCACGCACUUGGCUGGCUUUCCACUCACUCGGGGACAUUUUUCUAUUAUUUAUAUCCGCUUUUUGUAAACAUUUUGAUAUCCCCUUUGUUAGACAUUUGUAAUUAACUAAUACACCGGGUUUGACAUUUUGUAACGUCGAAGCUUGGCAAGGAUCGGCUGGAGCUUGCUAGCUUGUAAAAGACUGGACUCCCUCCUCUCGUCAAAAUGUUGAGAUACUAAAUGCACUAAAAAAAAGCUUUAAACACAUCGUUUUUUUUUUAACUGGAGCACCGAUGUACUGUAUUCCCUGGGAUUAACCACUAUUGGUCGCUCCUGCCAUUGAAGCAGCUGACGAUAAACGUUUAAUGUCACAACGUUGACCAACUUCAGGGAAGAAUGACGGCUGUUCAGCUCAUAAACAUCCAGCGAUUACUGGAGGCAGCGGAGUAUCUAGAAAGGAGAGAAAGAGAGUGCGAACACGGAUAUGCUUCGACCUUCCCGUCAGAUCAGAGCACAAACUACCAGAGGCAAAGAAAAUUCCGAAAUAAGAAGUUCAACAAUAACCACAAUAGGUCGACACAUAAUGAGCUGGAAAAGAACAGACGAGCUCACCUGCGACUGUGUCUGGAGCGGUUGAAGGCCCUCAUACCUCUGGGACCUGACUGCAACCGCCACACCACCCUGGGCCUACUCAACAAAGCCAAAGCACACAUAAAGAAACUUGAAGAUGCAGACAGGAAGAGCCAGUACCAGCUGGAGUCUCUGGAGCGCGAGCAGAGGCACCUCCAGCGUCAGCUGGAGCUGCUGAGGGGGAGCGGCGGUGCUGCGGUCCCGAGCAGCCCGGCAGAGGGGGAGAGGAUACGCAUGGACAGCGUCGGCUCAACUCCCUGCUCUGACCGCUCCGACUCCGACCAAGAGGAGAUCGAGGUUGAUGUGGAAAGCACGGAGUUCUCCCAUGGAGAGCUCGACAGUGUGAGCACAGCCAGCACCAGUGACCUGGACGACCACAGCAGCCUGCAGAGCAUGGCCAGUGACGAGGGUUACUCCUCCUGCAGUGUCAAGCUUGCCUUCUCCUCCUAGAACCUCACGGCACUACGACCACCACUACCCUGCCCCUGUGUUUACCCACCGAGCCUUGCCGUCACCUGCUACCAUGGGCACACCUCCACAGCUAAUGGCGUCCCCCAUUGCCCCCGCCCGCACUCCGAGCCUUUUAGUUUCUGUCUGUUCCUCUUUCUCCUUGAAACCACUGCUGGACGAGCUCUGGUGCCGGCUCUCACCUCGCCUCUGAACCUUGAGCCGCCCCAGCCAACACUGGUACCAGAGAUCCAGACACUGCAAUGCGAGACUGCCUGAUUAAGCUCAUUUUAAAGGGAGAUCAGAGACUGUGUAUGUAUAUGUAUGUAUAUAUAUAUAUAUAUAUAUAUAUAUAUAUAUAUAUAUAAAUAUUGAUUUUUAAUCCCCAACAAAAAGAUGUUUUGAUUUUAUCUCUGAUAUUUCUUUGAAUCAUCAAAUAUUUAAAAUUUUCAAAAGAUUCUCAGCCCUUAAAUUUACCUCAAAAGGCACUUAAAUUCUAAUAUUGCUGUAAUUCAGAGUUUAUAUUUGUUUCUCUACCGGGGGUGAACCUGUGCAACUCAUGGUGCUGGACCCACGUGAACCAGAGCACACUUGAUGAACACCGUCAUAUCGCUACAGGUAGCUCGGCCCUGAAAAACCUUCAUGAGGGCCUGAAUUGAAUCCCCGUCUUACUGUCUUUGUUUUCUUUUCUUCAUUAUUAUUACCUGUGCUUGACACCACAGAAGCUCGGACUCUUGAACUGGUGCUAUUGUGAAACAAACCAAGCAGCAGCGACGCGGAUCAGGCCCACCUUCGCUGAGCUUUUAAAAGCGAAGCGCAUCUGCAGUGAUUGAUUUCAACCAAGCGCGGAGGAAAAUGGUUGUAAACACGGAGGAACAAAUUAUAAAGGAAAAAAAAUAACAUUCCUGCUGAAUGUGGGUUCUGAAUGCAUUUUCAAAGAGUGGAAAAUGUAACUUUGAGUAUGUGCGCAUUCUGUUUUGGUUUCUUACCCGACAACAAGCAGCUACAACAAGCAAUCCCAGACUUGCCUACGGUCGAACUGUCCACACACGAGGCACAAACCAAGAACAGAAACACACACAAAACAGCAACAAGGAAAAAGUCCAAACCGCCACAAACUUCGGAAUAGAUGUUCAUCCUCUUUCCAGCAGUAACGAGCAAUAACUCUUGUAGUUGUUUUUGUCUAGACAGUCUGAGCUCCCUCCUGUUUUUAAUUUCUUUCCUUCAUUCCUUAACGACGUGUGUGUGUGUGUGUGUCUGUGUGCGUGUGUGUGUGUAUGCGUGCGUGCGUGUGUGUGUGAUCAUCCCAAAAAAGUAAAAUCAAAUUAGUUUUUUGUACAUAGAAAUAGCUUAACAAAGAAACUUUAUAAAUGAGUUUAAAAAAAACCAACAAAAACGCUAGAGCUCAUGGAUAGAAGUAUUGCCUCUGUUGCUGUUUGACCUGUGUUUAUUGUGCAUUUUAAAAUCAGUUUUUGGAAAGAUUUUCUUUUUUUUUUUUUUUUGUUGAAAUCUUUGGAGUGGCAGUGAAAUGCAGCGUUACUUUUCUGGCUGAAAGUUUCAGAAGUUACCCAUUUAGUUCCCGCCUUUAAGAGGGAACAGAAGGUUUUUACGUAGUUUUUAAGAACAGCAGAGCAGCUCCCCAUCCAGGAGGAUUUCAGUUCAGACCACGCAGAUUUUGUUUGGCACUGUUUGUAUUUAUUAGAUGUUCCCCCCCCACUCUUGUUUAUAUUUCUUGUAAAAGGGGGAGGGGGUGGGGGAGCUGCAUGUGGCAUUCCACUGGUUGGUCAGGUGUUUGAAGUUUGGCAAGGAGAGGAAAAAAGAAAGAAAGAAAGAAAGAAAUAGAAAACGGGUUUUAUGAUGUCAAUGAUCUCCAUCCCAGCACCGCUGACCGGCAUUAAGAAUUGCACUUCAGCCACGGCUUUCUAUAUUUCCUUUUUCACCGUCUCAUUGGGCUGUCAUCCAUCUUUUGGGGGUGUGAAAGGAAAGAAAAGAGCAUCACCAUUUGAAUAUUUAUUUCUCAGUCCCUCAAAGAGCACAAGAAAUGGGGAAAAAAGUUAACUUAUUUUGGUUCUGUUUCAUUUUAAUCCUAUUUUUUGAUGCAUAUUCAUCAUUCCUUAUUUUAAGAAUUGUAUAUUUUAUGGGUUAUUGUUAAGUUUUGUUUUUUCUUGCUGGGUUGGGGGGUGGGUGGGGGGGUGAAAGUGUAGCCAUUUUGUUCUUUUUUUCUCCUGCUACUUUUAUUCGAUGGACACUUGAAAUGUAAUUGGCCCCUUAGCUGCUCCUAGUGCUGAGCCUCGCCUGUUACGAAUCACCAGCCUUGUCCAGAGCUCACUCCCCGACAGCACGCCUUGCUUGUGGCCGUUCGCGCACAUCCAACACGACGGCCUGCCUGCUGUUUUCCUCCGAGGUUCUCCGUCUCGUUCUGGGGGAAGUCAACUCUGCUCAAGACUCACUGGUAGCCCAGAACUUUACUGGCAAAUAUUGAGCCAGCUACUACAUGAUAAAAGGGGGUCCAAAACUCCACUCUCCUCCAUUAGGGGGAUCGUAGUCUCUAUUAGACUUGUGUUUUAGUUGACAAAAUGUGUCUUACAUUUUCAAGGCCUCCGACUGAGGAUUUAAAGAAAAACUAAAUACAAAAGAACAAACCUGUGGUUUCUCUGAAGGAAAUCACAAAGGUGUAGAGUUUGACAUGUCAGCUCUCGGCGGAGCUCUGUUGAGGUUGUUGGACUUGGCACUAAAUCGGAAAGUCACCAUAUUUGGUGCUCGAGUAUGUUUUAAAAAAAAAAAAAAAAAUGCCAAAAACACCUCAGAACACCUCAGUGUCCUCUCUCUUCAUCUCUCUGUGAGGGACAGUUUACAUUAAUUCUGCUCCCUGUUUUAAGUUAUUAACCUUCAUCUUACUGUUGCUUUGUCUUCUUCUUUGUCUGGUUGUUUGAACCUGCUGACAGGAGAAGGGUCCCGUGUUUGGUGACGGACGCGCUUGGCUCCAUGUUCAGACCUGUGUCAGAUGCUUGAGUUUGAACCUGUGUUUUCCUACACUGGGACAAACCAGAUGGUUUGUAAGCUCUGUCACCGUCGCCGCAUGUGGCUAAGCAUUCUGAUGUCGUACUCGUCGUCGGGUUAAAACAAACUUUAAGAGCCGGUUCGACUGAAGAUAGGCCCGCCCUUUCUUGUGUGGGUGUACUUUGUAUGUGUGUCUUCCUGUUCUUACUAAGUCUGACCUUUGGGAAGGUGUCUGAUCCAGGACUAGUAUCCACAGAUCUUUGCAGGCUGCUAUUCAGAGUAUGAGGCUUUUUUGGAGAAUAUUUAUGGUGAAAUUACCGAUCUAUCCACCACAGUCUUGAGCUUAUUGUCAGUUUAUUGACUGGACCUGGAUCAGUCAACUGGAAGGUCUGAUUAAAUGUUUCUGGCUGUGCUGCAGAUUCAUAAGCAUAUCUUCAUAAGCUGGCAGUCAUAAAGCUAUAUUUUUCACCUUCAUGUUUGAGAUAUUAAGUGUGGUUAUGGUUGAGUUCUAGUUCUGCAGCUUGGCCAGGCGUGAAUCGCUCUGCUGAGCUGGAAGUUGCAGUGUCAUCUGUAAGCCACACCCCUCUCUGAUGUCGGUCUCUCAGGAGGCCGAUUGGAGCAAACGGGUCCAUGAAGUCAGGUCAGCCCACUUCAACAAGAAGUCUUGUGUGCAAAAAGGGUGCCCUCUUAUUGUUCUGAACCUGUGGCCGUCCUUUGUAAAACAUGCACUCCGAUGAUGAUGAUGAUUCUAGCAGUGUACGUUGAAGAUGCAAUACUUAUAAUAAAAUAAAAAUAAAAAAAACAAUUUUCAA
Messenger RNA from Cololabis saira (Pacific saury), 4897 nucleotides. RefSeq names its product max interactor 1, dimerization protein (gene mxi1). The transcript is spliced from 6 exons. The coding region runs from base 405 to 1088 and encodes 227 amino acids. NCBI's taxonomy places the organism in Eukaryota, Metazoa, Chordata, Actinopteri, Beloniformes, Belonidae. The record is from RefSeq and is a predicted model, not a curated record. Gene Ontology annotation, biological process: regulation of transcription by RNA polymerase II. Gene Ontology annotation, molecular function: DNA-binding transcription factor activity, RNA polymerase II-specific; RNA polymerase II cis-regulatory region sequence-specific DNA binding; protein dimerization activity.